Brassica rapa (field mustard) is the source of this 2904-nucleotide messenger RNA. RefSeq lists its product as uncharacterized. Lineage: Eukaryota; Viridiplantae; Streptophyta; Magnoliopsida; Brassicales; Brassicaceae. The record is from RefSeq and is a predicted model, not a curated record.
AUGUACACGGGGCUCGAGGACGAGAUCCGUAGAGAUAAAGUUAUACCAAUCCAGGAAGUGAAAACUAACCCUGGAUUCCUUCUCAUCUCGAUGCUCACCGAGCGCAAAGACUCCUUGCUCCGGACUGACGAUAAGAAGGACCGCUGCGGCAGUGUUCUCACUCCCUUGUUCAAACGUUUCAACAUCAACCUGGAUUCCUACACGGUUGUUCCUGAAAUUGAGUACAUCGACACCGCUUACUUGAUCACAUGCCACAUCCUGCGCGACGAGAGCACCUACAAGUUCGCUGACAAAGAAGGGAACACUCGCUACUGCAAGCUUCCUCUUCACGGGUUAACAAACUUCACGACCUUAGACAACAUAGUGUUCCUGCCCGACGCAGAACACUUGUGCGACGACCCACGAGCGCCAGUUCCAAAUGAGAAUGCUGACAUGGAUGAUGUGGAGGAUGUGACUCCACCUGCCGAUGGAACUUAUGAUCUGGAGGACCUCACUGAUAUUACUGAUGAUCACGCCUACCGAUGCUGGAUGGUUGAUUCUUAGAAGAAGAACAACAGCCUCAUGAAGAGGAUCCUCAGAGCGAUCACUGGCGGCUGCAUCGGAAGUCAAGAUGAGCAGACGACGCAUGGAACAAGGCGCCCAGGCAAGGAACCAGCGGGCACCUCAACUGGAGAAGAGAGACUUCCAAGGAACAGGAGAACAACCGGUCACUCCAGUAGCGGCGAUUCAGACUGAGUCCGAAAGGACUAUUCCUAUCCCCUUGUUUUAUCCAUCUGAACUAUUUAUUUCCCUGCUAUUUGUUUCUGUUUGGUUUGUUUUAGCCUCCUCCGAUUUAUUUUCACAACCAGGGAUGGUGUGAAGUAGGUCUGGGGGAGAGACUGUACUAAUUUCAUGCUUUCAUUUUUUCGAGUCAGUUCCUAGGAUCGAGUCAGUCAAAACUUAUUGUGGUAAUCAGGAACUUAUUUUGUGAUGAUUUCUUAACCACCUCGUGCUUUAACCUUCUUAUUCAGUGACCUUAGCAGUGAUGAAAGACCCACACAUGGACCUAGAACACCCAGACUUAUCUCAUUUGACACUCCAGAAGUUCUCCACCGAUCAGGUUACACUGGGUAGACUCAACUCCACUUUAUCUGGACCUAAUCUGGACUUUAAUUCUUCUUGUUAUGGGCACUAGAUCAGCGAAACGAGACCUACACUCAGGACUUCUUAUCCUUUAUAUCCAUCUUGUUGUUCCUGAGUGGCUAGCUCAUCUUUAGCUAGUUCCCACCUUAUACCUUAGCCUUUAUUCCACCUUCAGGCAUUUCUUUUUCAGUGUUAUAUGUGCAGGUAUGUGCAAAAAUGUUGGAGAGGAAAGGAUCGACGCAGUCUCUUACUCGUUAAUGCUGCAGAAAUUCAAUCAGAAAGGAGAACAAGCAGAUUAAGGGAGCAACUGCUCCAUGACCAAUGAAUCGUGCAAGUGGAACAGAAUGGUGCGAAUCAGAUCCACCAGUGGCCUCCUUAACAUCACAUGUUACCUCCUUCUUCGUCACCUCAACAUCUAUUUUCAUGCUAUGAUUAAAAAAAAAAAAAAACUCUAUCUUUCAUUUUUAGCAUUUGACGAUGGAGAAGGAGAUGAAUUCAAGAGAACACGAGCCACUGGGAAAGUUAAGCAAAGAGUUUGGUACUAAUUGAGCAUAUAGAAGGGGACGAGCAGAGCAGUCUGAUGACUGUUCCCGAACAAAGAACAGCCAUUCUAGAGAGAGCAAAAACGAGUAGAGGCUGUGGAUAUCAAUGGAUCCGUCCUCUCUUGCAAUUUUAUGCGAUAUCCUGUAUCCUCUACGAAGAAUUGGUAGCCCCUAAACACUCUUAACUCCACCAUUAAAUAGCCUGUUCCAUACCUAGACCGUCUAUCCUGAGUAACGCCUGUGACAAGAAGCUCACGAUAAUCUUAAUUGAAAAAUUGGAGUUUCGUCUCGAAAGUGUUGCUUUUUCAGGUUAAGAUGUAGAGUAAGGAGCCGAUCUUUGAACAGCGAUCAGGGGUUCCCAGUAAGUGUGUGUGGUCCUAAUCUACCGCUUGUAUGGUUCAGAGAUUUGUGGUUAGAGUAUGGUUGCUGAAAAUAAGCGAGUUCCCAUAUUUCCAAACAUUUCUCCCUGUUCUUGGUACUUGCCUUGUUCGAGGACAAACAAGGAUCUAAGUCUGGGGGAAUUGAUAUAUGGUGUUUUUCACAUCAUUGUAUAUAUGUUUUCAUAUUGAUUCGAGUCUCUAAUCCGUGUCGGUCUAGUUCUUUUUGAUCUUUUACAGGUCUGGAGUUGGUAGAAGAGUGAAGAGAGGGUGCAUGAAGAGAAGCUGUCCUUUUGGAGCAUUCCUGCGGAGAACACUCAAGGAGAACAGUCCUGAGACAGUUCUCGAGCGGAACAAGCAGACGGAGAGAUCCCGAGGUUGUUCCCGACAAAUAAGGAAGCUCCUAUUUCGGGAAUUAAAGCCCUGUUGCCCUAAUACCGUUUCCACCUGUUGGCGCCUCCAUAUAAAAAGGCCAUAUAUCCUAUUUUAUUUUCUUACGCUAGUUUUACAAGAGAACUAUUAGCUUUUGCGAUCUGCAACUUGUAAGGGAGAAGAAUCCAUUCUCUCAUAGAGAAGACAUCUGAACCCUUUGUUUCCUACUCUUAUUAUUAUGCAGUAUUAUUCAGGAUCUAUGUCUUUGACUGCUUGCAUCAUAAUCGAGUAGUGAUCUAGCUCGCCUAGGGUUUUUAGGGUGUUGAAUUAUGAGCUAAACAUAGAUAAGCUAUUCUUAAUCAUUCUUCAUUCAUACUGUUCUUAAAGCUUCCAUUAAUCUGAUCACUUAAUGUUAGAUCCUAAGUUAAAUCACCUAGCUAACCGCUUAGGAGAUAACUUGACACGUAUUGAAUGAGCUUAAUAUCCCUAAU